ACAAUGCUUCGCGCCUCCCUCGUCGACGCACCCGGAAGCAGGAAGUGAAGCGCUCCAACAAGCCACUUGACGCGGUGGCUUAUUUAUUUUAAACUCUCUGCGCUAAUGGCGGACUCUGGGCGUCCGAAGCGGACUGGGGCGUGGACGCUUCUUUUGCUGAUAUUGGCGGGACGAAAUGGACCGACCAGCGCCGUGUCCGAGCCGGGGAAAUGGGCCCUGGACCUCGACAGUAACACUUUGAGGACACACAACUAUUUUGUGUUUGCCAAAACCCUCUUCAACAACAGCGUCAUCCAUCUUAAAUUGAGCUGUGAAUCUUCUUCUGCGGUCCACUUGAACAUCUCAUGGUACCUCAGGAACUCCCACUGCUACGAUGAAGUCUUCAGUCUGGAUGGUACACAAGCAGAAAGAUACUUCGGGUCAACACAAGUCAAUCCCAAAGGAGGAAGCGGUUUCUACAUGUUCCACCAGUACCCUCUCAUCAAAUGCCAGCCACGCCUUGACCCCAGCGUAACGGAAGCCAACCAUUGUGGCUGUGCAAGUUUGGGCCUGGAUGUGUUUGAGACAAAAAGACGACUGACUGAAAUGCAACCAGUCACAAUGGCGACCGCGGGCAGGAAGCAGAGAGAGGCAGAGCCGCCAAAACCAAAGUCUGCAGCAGCUGACAAGGAGACGAAGCCCCCUGCAGGAGACGCUGCUGUUCCUCCUAAACAGGCCGCUGCGCACCCUCACUUUGAUGCGGCGGCAGAGAGUUGGGAGGACGGACCGUACAUGUUUGUCGUCAACAUCAGGGAGAUCAAAGACAACAACCGAGCGCCUGACCCGGCCCACCCCACACCCCCCUGGGGUCUCCAGCUUCAUGUGAGCAUGAGAGGCCCUCUUGACUUCAUCUCCGCCUCUGAAUGGCCGCUCAUGCUGUUCUACAUGAUCAUGUGCAUCGUCUACGUUCUGCUGGCGCUCUUGUGGCUGAUCCUGUCUGCGUGCUACUGGAGGGACCUCCUGAGGAUCCAGUUCUGGAUUGGAGGAGUCAUCUUCCUGGGAAUGUUGGAGAAAGCCGUCUUCUACGCCGAGUUUCAGAGCAUCCGAUACGACGGCGUGUCUGUCCGGGGCGCGGUAGUGUUUGCUGAGGUGCUCUCUGCCGUCAAGAGGACACUGGCCCGCGUGUUGGUGAUCAUCGCCAGUCUGGGUUACGGCAUAGUCAAGCCCAGACUGGGUGCGCUGCUUCACCGUGUGGUUGGCGUCGGUCUGCUCUACUUGAUGUUCUCUGUUGUUGAAGGCGUCCUACGAGUCAAUGCCGAUCGAGGCAACAACACCAGCACUAUACUUUUGUGCGACAUCGUGCUCGCCCUCACCGACUCCUGCGUUUUCUGGUGGAUCUUUGUGAGUCUGGCUCAGACCAUGAAGCUGCUCCGGCUCAGGAGGAACGUGGUCAAGCUCUCGCUCUAUAGACACUUCACCAACACACUCAUCUUUGCUGUCAUCGCGUCCGUUAUCUUCAUCGCUUGGACCACCAAAACCUUCAAGAUGUCCAAAUGUCAGUCUGACUGGCGCGAACUUUGGAUUGAUGAUGCUUUCUGGCGCUUUCUGUUCUCCGCCAUCCUAUUGGUCAUCAUGUUCCUAUGGCGACCAUCAGCUAAUAAUCAGAGGUACGCUUUCAGCCCUCUGGUGGAUGACAUGAGUGAUGAAGAGAACGAGGAGGAGGAGGAGCCUAUGUUGACUGAAGCUUUUGAGGGCAUGAAGAUGCGGGGCAUGAAAAACGACACCAACGGCGCAGCCAAGGCCAACAAAGUGGAUGAGGACCUUAAAUGGGUGGAGGACAACAUCCCAACAUCCAUGGCGGACGUCGCCCUGCCCCCCCUGUUGGACUCUGACGAGGAAACCGUCACGACCAAGUUUGAGAUGUCCAAGAUGGAGUGAGGUGCUCUGGGAAGAGGGGGGAUGGACGAGGUAUGAAAGAGGGAGCAGGAAACAGUGACGUGUUUUCGAAUUCCAACUUUAUGAGCUUUAUAAGCUACAAUUGGACAAACGCUCACCGUGGCAUCUUUUUUUUUUUAAAUUGUGUACGUGGACACAGUUGUGUACUUGUAACAAGUGUCAUUUGUGUACAUUGUUGCCAUGGCAGCAGCACCCACACUGCUCCCUAUCAUGCGUGCUUGUGUGUACACGUUCUUUCGGAUGACUUUUGAGUUAUGUUUGGACUGUUGAUAGUCUGACUGUGUCUUCUUUAUAAAGUUUACGAUGCCUUC
Entelurus aequoreus (snake pipefish) is the source of this 2246-nucleotide messenger RNA. It is a transcript of the gene tmem87a, whose product is annotated as Transmembrane protein 87A-like. The coding region runs from base 106 to 1917 and encodes 603 amino acids. The record is from RefSeq and is a predicted model, not a curated record. The transcript is spliced from 21 exons. NCBI's taxonomy places the organism in Eukaryota, Metazoa, Chordata, Actinopteri, Syngnathiformes, Syngnathidae. Gene Ontology annotation, cellular component: Golgi apparatus; membrane. Gene Ontology annotation, biological process: retrograde transport, endosome to Golgi.